Molecule: messenger RNA, 1143 nt
Organism: Zophobas morio
Lineage: Eukaryota; Metazoa; Arthropoda; Insecta; Coleoptera; Tenebrionidae
Product: cathepsin B-like
Exons: 7
Coding region: 1-1143 (380 amino acids)
Biological process (GO): regulation of catalytic activity
Cellular component (GO): lysosome
Molecular function (GO): cysteine-type endopeptidase activity
Source: RefSeq, a predicted model, not a curated record
AUGAAAUUUAUAUUCACCACAAUCGUAGUUCUUGCCACAGUUGUUGUCGCAACUUUCGGCGAAGAGAACCCACGUUUUUUGUCAGAUGAAUUUAUAAACUUUAUUAACAGCAAGAACACAACUUGGAAGGCUGCAAGAAACAUUAAUAUCAACACUUCUGGUUCUCUAAUUAAACGACUGUUUACCGUUCCUCAUACAAAAAAAGAAACCAAGCACACCUUGCCAACCAAAAUUCACUCUGUGGAUCUUAAAGCAAUUCCAGAAUCUUUUGAUGCCAGAGAAGCUUGGCCAGAAUGUGCGUCAGUGAUUGGAGAUAUUAAAGACGAAGGAGGAUGUGUUGCCGGUUGGGCAUUCGCCACCGUUGAAACGAUAAGCGACAGAAUUUGUAUUCUCUCAAAUGCAACUAUACAGAUAAGUAUUUCAGCUGAAGACCUAAUCAGUUGUUGUAGUGACUGUAAUUACGGCUGCAGUGGAGGAGAUACAAUUGAAGGCUGGUAUUAUUGGUCCACAAGUGGUAUUGUCACUGGUGGAAAAUAUGGCACAAAUGACGGCUGUAGGGCUUACUCCAUUGAACCAUGUGAUCAUUACACUGAUGCUUCUCAAGAUUCGUGUGAAGAGAUCAUAUACGCCCCCGACUGCGUGAAAGUUUGUGAUGAGGGAUCUUCUCUGGAGUACAAAUCUGAUCUAAGAACUGGUGCACCUUAUUACGUAAUCCAGACUGAAGCUCAAAUUCAAACUGAAAUUAUGACUUAUGGACCUAUUGCAACUUCGUUUGAGGUUUAUGAAGAGUUCUUGGCUUAUAAAAGUGGUGUGUAUCAACGAAUUACGGACGAUCAUGUUACUAGGGGAGCUGUUAAACUUAUUGGUUGGGGAGUGGAAGAUGGUGUUCCUUACUGGUUAGCUGCAAAUUCUUGGAACAAGAACUGGGGCGAGAACGGCUAUUUUAAGAUUUUACGUGGAUCAAAUGAAUGUGAAAUUGAGUCUGAACCAAUUGUUGAUCGUGACGCUUACGUCAACCGUUAUCACACGAUUUCCUUCAUUCCAAAAAAGAAGCCGGCUAAGCAACUGUUUCAAGGAAGUGAUAUCUUGAAUUCUGAAUGGAAAAUUUCUGUUACAGAUGUAGCCGUCGAUAGCAUUGUUUAG